Molecule: messenger RNA, 807 nt
Organism: Candidozyma auris
Lineage: Eukaryota; Fungi; Ascomycota; Pichiomycetes; Serinales; Metschnikowiaceae
Gene: SUT1
Product: Sut1p
Exons: 2
Coding region: 1-807 (268 amino acids)
Biological process (GO): regulation of DNA-templated transcription
Molecular function (GO): zinc ion binding; DNA-binding transcription factor activity, RNA polymerase II-specific
Source: RefSeq, a predicted model, not a curated record
AUGAACUCCAACGACCUCCUUUCCUACUCCAUCCUCCACAACGGCAAAAACGCCCCAAUCUCCCACACGGCUUCCUCCCACUUCACCUUCUCCAGAACCCUCUCGGGACUCAAUUCCUACGACUUUCUGCACUCCCACUACCGUCUGUCGUCGGAACUGUCCCAGGGAAGCUCUCCUCGGCUUGAAUCCUCCCUGGAGCCUUGUGGAAACCUUCACGCUUCUGGAAGCCUCCAGGUUUCUGGAAGCCUGUCUCCCCAGCUUUCGGCAGAGUGUUCUCCCGAGAAAAAACGCCGCCAGCGUCUUGGGCCCAGCUGCGAUAGUUGCCGAGCCAGAAAAGUCAAGUGUAACGCCGACGUUGUGCUUCUUUCGAGAAACGUCGACGACGAGGAGCCCGAGGAGGUGGACUCGCUUCUGCCCGAGCAAAAAAAGAAGCUUUUUGACGGCGCUCUUGUGGCCAUUUCGGGAAACUUCAACUUGGUGGUUUCCAACGGCAAAUUGGUGAAAUUCAAGCCGUGCUCGUCGUGUGCCACCAGAGAGCUCGAGUGCUGUUUCAGCAAAGGCUUCACCAAAGAGGACAUUGUGCACAGCAAACGGUGCACGAGCCUUGGCGGCGUUGGAUUGGGCAGCACGGCUGCCGCCGGCGCCAAAGAGGCGCUCAAGAAGGUGAAAAAGCGCCUGGAGGCCGUGUCGGCGAGAAAGUCCAGCUGUGUCGCUUGCAGAAGGCGCAAAGUCAAGUGUGUGAUGAAUUCCCGUUUGGGCAAGUGCGUCGGGUGUGUGAAGAAGGAGCUGGAGUGUUCUUUUGCGUGA